Molecule: messenger RNA, 1290 nt
Organism: Ornithorhynchus anatinus (platypus)
Lineage: Eukaryota; Metazoa; Chordata; Mammalia; Monotremata; Ornithorhynchidae
Gene: TBX19
Product: T-box transcription factor 19
Exons: 8
Coding region: 1-1290 (429 amino acids)
Biological process (GO): heart morphogenesis; cell fate specification; regulation of transcription by RNA polymerase II
Cellular component (GO): nucleus
Molecular function (GO): RNA polymerase II cis-regulatory region sequence-specific DNA binding; DNA-binding transcription factor activity, RNA polymerase II-specific
Source: RefSeq, a predicted model, not a curated record
AUGAACAAAGUCAGCAUGAGCGAACCGGGCUGGCAGAGCGAAGGCGAUCGUGCCGUCUCCCGACUCCUCGACGUGGUGGAAAACGAACUCCAGGCCGGGCGGGAGAAAGGGGAUCCCUCGGAGAAGCAGCUCCGAGUGGUGCUGGAAGAUGCGGCUCUAUGGCAGCAGUUCCGACAGGUCACCAACGAAAUGAUCGUGACCAAGAACGGCAGACGGAUGUUCCCGGUCUUGAAGGUCAGCGUGACGGGCCUGGACUCGGAUGCCAUGUACUCCUUCCUGCUAGACUUCGCCCCCACGGACGGCCACCGCUGGAAGUACGUCAGCGGCGAGUGGGUGCCCGCCGGCAAGCCCGAGCCCUCCGGCCACAGCUGUGUCUACAUCCACCCCGACUCCCCCAACUUCGGUGCCCACUGGAUGAAGGCUCCGGUGUCCUUCAGCAAGGUCAAGCUUACCAACAAGCUGAGCGGAGGGGGGCAGAUCAUGUUGAACUCCCUGCACAAGUACGAACCACAGGUUCACAUAGUACGCGUGGGGAGCUCCCACCAGAUGGUGAUGAACUGCUCCUUUCCCGAGACACAGUUCAUAGCGGUGACGGCCUACCAGAACGAGGAGAUCACGGCUCUCAAAAUCAAGUACAACCCUUUCGCCAAAGCCUUUCUGGAUGCCAAGGAAAGAAACCAUCCCAAGGAAGUGCCAGAAGCCAACUUGGAGGGCAAGCACAUGACCUACUCCCACUUGGGAGGCUGGUUGAUUUCCAAUCCCGACACGGUGGGCCCGGCCGGAAACUCCAACUACCAGUACCUGGGCCCUUUGCCUCUGCAGGUCCCUCACUCCCACCACGGCUGCGAACGCUACGGGGGGCUUCGAGGGGCCCGGGCCUCCCCCUACCCGGCCCCUUACCUGCCCCCCAGGAACGACGCCCAGACAGUGAAUUUCAUGGAGAACUCAAGCCAUAAUCUUCAGGUUUUCCCUGGCCACGACAGCUGGACGGCUGUACCCUCCACCCACCACUCCAGCGGGCAGGCCGGACCCCUCGCCGGUUCGGCUCCCACCGCUGCCCCCAGCCACUACCCCUGCCUGUGGACCAUCGGGAGCGGGGGCGGGGGGCCGGACGGAGCCCCUGGCUCACCGGGCACAUUCCUCCGAAGCAACCCGGUCCUCCCUGCCCCCGCCGCGUCCACCGUCCCCCUACCAGGAGCCCCCGCUGCCGGCCCCGAGACCCUGGGGGACGCCCCACUGCCCGGCAUCGCUCUGCCCACCUGGACGGCCGUACCUGCCCAUUCCUUCUAG